Messenger RNA from Panonychus citri (citrus red mite), 2479 nucleotides. RefSeq names its product histidine-rich glycoprotein-like. The transcript is spliced from 2 exons. Bases 14 to 1171 code for a protein of 385 amino acids. Lineage: Eukaryota; Metazoa; Arthropoda; Arachnida; Trombidiformes; Tetranychidae. The record is from RefSeq and is a predicted model, not a curated record.
AUUGUUAACAAUUAUGCAUCGAUGGAUAAUUUUUAUAAUAAUUGUGUUGACAUUUGUCCAAUUAACUCAAGAAUGGUCCUUGUGGAAAAAGUCUGAUGACGAUUGGGAUGGUUGGGACUAUGCAUGUAAUAAAAAAGGUUUUGGUCACUCUAAAGGUGGAAAGGGUUGUCACAAGGGCUGUCAUAAUCAUAAGAAUGGUAAGGAACAUCAUCACCACACUAUGGUUUUCAUUGAGAGAAAACACAAAUCGAAAUUGAAGAAAAUCCUCUUCUGGUGGUGGCCGUUUGGAUGUAAACACUACAAGCCUGUGGUUGUUAAAACGUGCGCUGAUAGUUGGAGUAGUGGUCAUCAUCAUGAGGAUCACUGGGGUGGUGGUGAUUGUCAUAAGGGCCAUAAAGGUCACAAGGGACAUAAAGGACAUAAAGGGCAUAAGGGGUACAAAGGAUGGGACGAUGAUGAUGAUGACCAUCACCAUUGGCACAUGAAGAGCAAGAGGGACAAUGAACAUCAUAUUCAUCACCAUAAACAUGAUUGUGAUCAUCAUUGGGAACCAAAGAAAAUAACUCAUCACCAUGUUCACUAUGGGCAAAAGAAGGGUAAGAAAAAGAAGGAGAUUAAGAAAAUUGAAAAAUAUAAACCAGAAAAGAAAAAGAAAAAGAAACAUGAUCAUGAUAUAAUUAUUCUAAAUGAUGGUCACCAUUGGGGUGGUGGUGGUGACCAUUGGGAUCCUUGGGGUCAUUAUCAUCAUCAGGAUCAUUGGGAUCCUUGGGGUUCCUGGGGUCAUGGUGAUCAUGGUGAUGUUUGGGAUUGGGUUGAUGGACAUUCGCAUGGUGGUCAUCACAGUCAUGGACAUGGAAAGAAAGGUAAAAAAGGAACACAAUUCAGUCAUGAUAUCGAUAAUUAUAUUGAUUCGAUAAAGAGUCACAUGGGCGUUGAUCGGAAAGACGUGACAAUAGUAAACGGAUCGCCGAUGGAAACUCAAAGAGUCAAUUACAUGACAAAAAACUCACCGAUUAGACGAUUAACAAGUAAAAAAUGGAAAAGAUUAAAAUCGCCAGAAUCUUCGACAUCAUCUCCUUUUAAUCCAUCAGAAUUAACAGAGAACAAUUUAACAAACGAAGAGACAAAGAAAAAGAAGAAAAAAUUUUUUGGUUUCAUUCCAAUUGGUUAACAAGGAGAAAAAUCAAAACGAAAAGAACAAACAAAAAAUUCAUCAACAAUCAACAGAUUGUAAUCAACAAUCUCUCUGGUUAUGAUUAAUUUUAAUCAUCAUCAACAAACGUACAUCAAGUUCACUAAAGAAUAAAACAAUUAAAAUGCCAAAUAAUUUAAUUCGGAAAAAAGAAAAAAUUAAAAAAAAAAGUAAACAAAAGACUAACCUGAUUUGUUGAAUAAUCAACAUGGUGACUCAAUGAUUUGCCAAACUCUUCAUUUACAUUACAAGGAACGAGGAUUAAGCGGGAAACUGCCAACACUUUUCUUUGUUUCCAUCAUCAUCAUUAACACCAUUCGGAGAUAAUUAAUUAAUCUUUCCCAUCAUCAAUUUUCUCAUCAUCUUAAUCAUCGAACAUUAACUGUUUAAACAAUUAACAUUCUAUUCUCUAAAUGGUUUUGUUUUUCUCUCAUUUUUGUUCCACCAUUUUGUCUUCAUCUUGUGACUUUUAUUUAUCUUCUUUCUUGUCUGUAAAUAGAUGAACAUGUAACAUUUUUAAUCGGUUUUUGUGUUAAUCUUUUUUCUUUCUUCAUCAUCAUUUUGGUUUUAAUGUUUGGACAAUCAACUAACUGGACACUUGAUGGACAAUUAUUGGUAAUCAGUGUCUAUUUAAGUGAACAAUUUGAAAAGUGAAAACAAUUGACAAUAUUCUGAGAUCAUCAAGUGUCUUGAUCAUUUUUUCCCUAUCAACAUGAUGAUGGUCAUCGUUUUACAAAUUUUGGUCAUCUAAUUAGCCCACCGAGUGAUUGAUUAGCUAAUUGUGAUUAUGUUCACAGUUUUCUAUACAAAAUGUUCUCUUUCUAUAAUUAGUUUACCCUUGGAAAAGAUUCAAAGAGGAGACAUUUUUUUUUCUUUUUUUUUUGUUCUCUAAAAAAAGGAGACGAUGACUUGAGUCCUUCACUUUCUUCCAUGAGAAUUGAGUUCUCCAUGUCAGAUGAACUUUUACUUAAAUCAUGAUUGAAAGAUGGAGAUCUUUCUGAAACUUGGAUGUAUUGCUGUUUCCGGUUUACUGAUCCUAUUCUGUGGUCUUUUGGAUCAUCUAUAACAAAAAGGAGAAAAGAAAAUAUCGUAAUGAAUAAAAAUGGAGCCAAACCCAUGGGAGAUUUUACAUUUUACAAGAAGAGAAAAGAACAAGAGUCAAAGAGAAUAAUCUUUUUAAUCAAUGGUCAACAUGGAAAAUUGAAUAAUUGUUCCACUUAAAUUGUGGACAAUAAGUGAAAAUCUAUUGUGAUCAUUUGGUUGUCAUCUUUUUAAUGGAAAAUUCAA